AAAUAUUUGAGAUUAUGAAAGCGAGGCUGACUAAUUAUAAUAAGUCUGUGUGGAAAGGAAAAGAUAGUGAAGCAGUAGGAUACUACGGACUCAGCAGCAAGAAGAAAUCCUCAUUGAAGAAGGAAACUACAAAAUCUGAGAAAUCAACAAAAGCUCCUGCUAAAACGAAACGGAAGAAGACUCAAAUGGAAGCAGAGAGAAUUCAGGCAAAUCCAAAAAUCAUGAAUCAAGUUAUGGAGAUGUUACUCAAGACAGACUCCAAGGAGAAAAACCAGAAGAAAACUCAGGAGGAGGAAGUAAAAGCCGAGCAAACAAAGCAGCAGGAAGUAGAAAGAAAAGAAAUUGAUCUGUGCACUCAGCCAGAAGGGUAUGAAGACUUGAUCCUUGAGCGCAAGGUCACCAAUCUGAACAUUCUUAAUGAAAAACAAGAGCUCCGAAGGAUCAAGACUGAGUACGAUGAAGAGAAGAUCUCCAUUCAAAGAGAAGCUUCGAGCAAAAUUGAUGAAUUAGAGCGCCAGAAAGGAGUAUCCUUCCAGUCUAAAGUCAUGAAGAAGUUCCAGUUAGAAGAUAAAGAAGGAGAUUUUGGGUUUAAUGAUAAAACUAUCCCUUCUACAUAUACUCUAUCGAGAUGGGAAAAAAAGAAUAUUGUGGAGAAUACUAUAAAAUCGUUAGAACCAGAAGCCCCAACUGACUUUUAUGAUCUUAAGUUUGACUCACAAGGGGUAUACUCUUGGUCAUGCCAGGCUAACCUACAGAGUGAGCUGGAGAAGGUCAAAUCAGAUCUAGGUGAUAGAGACUAUAACAGACUCAGAGAGUUGUUUGAGUACUAUGCUGCAGUGAUAAAUCCAUUGCAGAUGGGUAAAAUUGAAAGUUACCAGUUCCAUCUUUUCUUAAAAGAUCAUGAUUUAUACACAGAACAGAUGGAUAGAACCCAAGCGACUCUGAAACUGAAGAAGGCUGCAUCCAAUAGUGCUCCAAGUGACUCUAACGGUGCUAGUAAUUCAAAAUCAGCAAAUUUUGAGGGAUUCUGUCAAAUUCUUUAUGACCUGGCUCUUGCCAAAUAUCCUUGGGAGAAGAAUAAAUCACUUGCUUUCAGGCAAUAUGUGAAGCACAGUGUAUUCUCAAAGAAAUUCACUGAGAAAGAGAAGAAGUUUGAAAAGGUACUAGAUGAGCUCUACUCCCCUGGAGUGCAAGAUUACCUUGCUGAUAAGAAGAAGAUGGUCUACUAUGUCGAACUCUUUGAAAACAAUUGCAAGGAAAUUCAUGCUGAUGGCAAAACAGUUAAGGUUAUUGAUAUAAUCCAGGCGAAUAAACUGUCGAUCGAUCUAGGAAUCAUCCCAGAUGUUAUCUCUAAGCUGAACUUUGUGAAGUUGUUUAAGUUCUGCCAACCCUCUGAAAACUCACUGUCAAGUAGAGCAAAGUACAGAGAGUAUUUACUCGAGGAGGAAUUCAAGCAUCUAAUUGCAGCCAUUGGUAUCUUUGUGUUCAACCAGGACGCUGAAUUGAAGAACAAAUAUCAUGAAAGCAAGAAGCAUUCCUCCUCAAAAUUGAAGUCGGAGCAGAAAGCAGCAGCUGUGAUGAAGCAAUAUACGAAGGAAAGAUAAUGAAUUCAAUGUUUUGGUUUACAA
This is a messenger RNA of Moneuplotes crassus, 1628 nucleotides long. The record is from the annotation of a GenBank genome assembly. Lineage: Eukaryota; Ciliophora; Spirotrichea; Euplotida; Euplotidae.